Messenger RNA from Homarus americanus (American lobster), 2878 nucleotides. Its product is annotated as collagen alpha-4(IV) chain-like. The record is from RefSeq and is a predicted model, not a curated record. Bases 73 to 2733 code for a protein of 886 amino acids. The transcript is spliced from 7 exons. NCBI's taxonomy places the organism in Eukaryota, Metazoa, Arthropoda, Malacostraca, Decapoda, Nephropidae.
GGUGAUGAUGAACCAGAGGCCACUAAGAGGAGACCUGGUAGGCCAGGUGAUGAUGAACCAGAGGCCACUAAGAUGAGACCAGGUUGGCAAGGCGAUGAUGAACCAGAGACCACUAAGAGGAGACCAGGUAGGCCAGGUGAUGAUGAACCAGAGGCCACUAAGAGGAGACCAGGUAGGCCAGGUGAUGAUGAACCAGAGGUCACUAAGAGGAGACCAGGCAGGCCAGGUGAUGAUGAACCAGAGACCACUAAGAGGAGACCAGGUAGGCCAGGUGAUGAUGAACCUGAGGCAACUAAGAGGAGCCCAGGUAGGCCAGGUGAUGAUGAACCGGACGCCACUAAGAGGAGACCAGGUAGGCCAGGUGAUGAUAAACCAGAGGCCACUAAGAGGAGACCAGGUAGGCCAGGUGAUGAUAAACCAGAGGCCACUAAGAAGAGACCAGGCAGGCCAGGUGAUGAUGAACCAGAGGCCACUAAGAGGAGACCAAGUAGGCCAGGUGAUGAUGAACCAGAGACCACUAAGAGGAGACCAGGCAGGCCAGGUGAUGAUGAACCAGACACCACUAAGAGGAGACCAGGCAAGCCAGGUGAUGAUGAACCACAGACCACUAAGUGGAGACCAGGCAAGCCAGGUGAUGAUGAACCAGAGGCCACUAGGAGGAGACCAGGUAGGCCAGGUCCAGGUGAUGAUGAACCAGAGGCCACUAAGAGGAGACCAAGUAGGCCAGGUGAUGAUGAACCAGAGACCACUAAGAGGAGACCAGGCAGGCCAGGUGAUGAUGAACCAGAAUCAUUCAGACCAGUCGAUAUGAUGCCAGAAUUAAUGGUAAAGACAACAACAGAUGAAAGAGAAAAGGUUAGUAUUAAUGAAACUCUAAGUGAAACUUACCAAACUAGUGUGAUCAAACAUUCGACAGUGAGUCACCUUACAAGCACAACUCAAGAUGUGCUGACGAGUCGAUACAUUGAAACAGAAGAGGUAACAGAUGAGCCAAAGAAGAUGCCAAUGAAAGGAGAUAAGCCCGUGAAACAGCCAGGCAAGCCAGGCGAUGAUGAACCAGAGACCACUAAGAGGAGACCAGGCAAGCCAGGUGAUGAUGAACCAGAGACCACUAAGAGGAGACCAGGCAAGCCAGGUGAUGAUGAACCAGAGACCACUAAGAGGAGACCAGGCAAGCCAGGCGAUGAUGAACCAGAGACCACUAAGAGGAGACCAGGCAAGCCAGGCGAUGAUGAACCAGCGUCCACUAAGAGGAGACCAGGUAGGCCAGGUGAUGAUGAACCUGAGGCAACUAAGAGGAGACCAGGUAGGCCAGGUGAUGAUGAACCAGAGACCACUAUGAGGAGACCAGGUAGGCCAGGUGAUGAUGAACCAGAGGCCACUAAGAGGAGACCAGGCAAGCCAGGCGAUGAUGAACCAGAGACCACUAUGAGGAGACCAGGUAGGCCAGGUGAUGAUGAACCAGCAUCCACUAAGAGGAGACCAGGCAAGCCAGGCGAUGAUGAACCAAAGACCACUAUGAGGAGACCAGGCAAGCCAGGUGAUGAUGAACCAGCAUCCACUAAGAGGAGACCAGGCAAGCCAGGUGAUGAUGAACCAGAGACCACUAAGAGGAGACCAGGCAGGCCAGGUGAUGAUGAACCAGAGGUCACUAAGAGGAGACCAGGCAGACCAGGUGAUGAUGAACCAGAGACCACUAAGAGGAGACCAGGUAGGCCAGGUGAUGAUGAACCAGAGACCACUAUGAGGAGACCAGGCAAGCCAGGUGAUGAUGAACCAGAGACCACUAUGAGGAGACCAGGCAAGCCAGGUGAUGAUGAACCAGCAUCCACUAAGAGGAGACCAGGCAAGCCAGGUGAUGAUGAACCAGAGACCACUAUGAGGAGACCAGGUAGGCCAGGUGAUGAUGAACCAGAGGCCACUAAGAGGAGACCAGGCAAGCCAGGCGAUGAUGAACCAGAGACCACUAUGAGGAGACCAGGUAGGCCAGGUGAUGAUGAACCAGAGGCCACUAAGAGGAGACCAGGCAGGCCAGGUGAUGAUGAACCAGAGGCCAGUAAGAGGAGACCAGGUAGGCCAGGUGAUGAUGAACCAGAGACAACUAAGAGGAGACCAGGCAAGCUAGGUGAUCAUGAACCAGAGACCACUAAGAGGAUCAAGCCAGGUGAUGAUGAACCAGUGACCAUUAAGAGGAGACCAGGCAAGCCAGGUGAUGAUGAACCAGAGGCCACUAAGAGGAGACCAGCUAGGCCAGGUGAUGAUGAACCAGAGGGCACUAAGAGGAGACCAAGUAGGCCAGGUGAUAAUGAACCAGAGGGCACUAAGAGGAGACCAAGUAGGCCAGGUGAUGAUGAACCAGAGGCCACUAAGAGGAGACCAGGUAGGCCAGGUGAUGAUGAACCAGAGGCUACUAAGAGGAGACCAGGCCGGCCAGAUGAUAAUAAACCAGAAUCAACUGAGGAGUCUGUGUUGACUGUUACUGACAGUGAAAUGUCAAGUACAUAUCAUGAGACUUUUGUGACUAGCGCAACAGUUGAUUUGUCGUGCAAUAUGUCAAGUUCUUUUGUUAAGGAAGAAGCUUGUUACUAUGAGACAUGCGAGUCUUCGAGUAGUACAAGUAGUUCUAGUAGUGAGUCUGACACAAGUGAUUCGGGCAAGAGUGACAAAGAAAAGAAAAAGAAAAAUCAGAAGAAAAAAGUGAGUAAGUUGGUGAGAACCAAAAGAAAUAAGUGAAAGUACAACCAAGAAAAGGGUGAAAGACUCGGAAAAUAAAAUAAAAUUGAGAGUUCGUAAGAGUGAGCCAGAGAGCACAGAAAAGAAAAGAACUGUAGAUGAACCCCACAAGGUGAAGAGGACUGCCAGAGAACCUAAAGCCUCA